Molecule: messenger RNA, 4048 nt
Organism: Pogonomyrmex barbatus (red harvester ant)
Lineage: Eukaryota; Metazoa; Arthropoda; Insecta; Hymenoptera; Formicidae
Product: SCY1-like protein 2
Biological process (GO): protein phosphorylation
Molecular function (GO): protein kinase activity; ATP binding
Source: RefSeq, a predicted model, not a curated record
AUGGACGUCCUGAACAAACUUCGUAAUACAGUCAGUAACACUAUCAGCAAUACCGUCCAGAAUACGGCGUACGGUUUGUCACAAUUGUCCAGCGUUCUGCCGGGCAACCCAGUUACCAGAGAAUUCGAGGCGACCGCGCAUGUGGCCAGUGCUGGGCCAGGAUUGUUGUGGAAGAUCUACAGUGGUUACAAGAAGUCAACCAAGCAGGAAGCAGCAAUCUUUGUCUUCGAGAAACGCAUGUUGGAGAGAUGGUCGUCCAAGGCGGAUCGCGAACUCGUGCUAGAAACCCUGAAGCGAGGUGUAAUGCAGCUGACAAAACUGAGACACCCACAGGUUCUGACUGUACAGCAUCCACUGGAGGAGUCGAGGGACAGUUUGGCAUUUGCGACUGAACCAGUAUUUGCUAGUCUGGCUAAUGUAUUAGGUAACUAUGAGAAUAUACCUCAACCGACUCCAAUAAAUUUGAAAGACUACAAAUUACACGACAUAGAAAUACGUUAUGGAUUGCUGCAAUUGGGAGAAGGUCUGGCGUUUUUGCAUGGUGAUGUGAAACUGUUACAUAGAAAUUUAUGCCCUGAGUCUAUUGUUAUUAAUAUUCAUGGGGCUUGGAAGAUAUUUGGUUUUGACUUCUGUGCCUUAAAUCAAAGUUCAGACAGCAAACAGCCAUCAUGGCCAUAUCUGGAAUAUGAUUCUACAUUCCCAGCAGUUGUGCAACCUCAUUUAAAUUAUCAAGCGCCUGAAUGCAUAUUAGCGAGUAGCAAUGGACCACCUAGUGAUAUUUUUGCUUUGGGCAUGCUAAUAUACACAAUACAUUCUUCAGGACAUCAACCACUUCAAGAAUUUCACAAUGAUUUAGGAAAAUGUCGACGUUUUUUGGAAAAUUUCAAAGGAUCCAAUGUUUCGGCAAAGUUGCUUCCAAUCCCUGAGACUUUAAGAGAUACUGUAAAACUUAUGCUAAGUCAUAAUCCCGAAUUGCGAUUGGAUGCUCAUCAAUUUAUUAAAAUUGAAUAUUUUACUGACAUUGGUGUUAAGACAUUAAAUUACUUGGACAAGUUAUUCCAAUGGGAUAAUCUUCAAAAAUCACAAUUUUACAAAGGUCUCCCACAACUAUUAAAACAAUUGCCACAUAGAGUUGUGCUGCACAGAGUAUUGCCUGCUCUUUAUAAAGAGUUAGUUAAUCCACCCAUGAUACCGUUUGUAUUACCGAGCAUAUUGCAAGUAAUGGAAGCAACGGAGGUAGAGGAAUUCCGAGAACAUAUCCUACCUAAUCUGAAACCUGUUCUUGCUUUAGAAGAUCCACCACAAAUUAGUCUAGUUCUCAUGCAACAAGUAAAUUUAUUAUUGAAAUUGUGUCCCAUGGACGUCAUUAAGACCGACAUUGUGCCUAUGUUAUUGCGGGCAUUGGAAUCCGAAUGGGAACAGCUCCAAGAGCUCUGCUUAUCGGCAUUGCCGAACAUAGUAACGACGAUCGAUGGACCAGUCAUAAAAAAUGCCAUACUUCCGCGAAUGAAAAAAAUAUGUUUGUCAUCUGGAAAGAAAUCUACUAGUCUUGGAAUACGCGUUAAUUGCUUGCUGUGUCUUGCGAAAAUGUUGCCAAGCUUUGACCGUUGGCUGGUGUUCGAUCAGAUAUUACCGUUCCUACAAGAAGUUCCUCAUUCUGGCGAGCCAGCUAUUUUAAUGGCUAUUAUUGGUAUUUAUAGGAUGUUACUUACUCACAGUAAGUUAGGUAUGGGCAAAGAAAUAUUGGCGACGAAGGUAUUACCGUUUCUGUUGCCUCUUUGUAUAGAACAAAAUCUUAGCAUGUCUCAAUACGAAAUACUUUCUACGCUGGUCGUCGAUAUGAUAAAUCGAGUAACUAGUGAACACCGAGAAGCAUUACGACAACUGGACGCUGUGCGUCGUGAGACACAACAAUUCGAUCAGGCGCUUUCACAAGUAGUGUCGCCUAGCUUUAUGCAAAACAACGGUUUAAGCGACAUUAAUUUAACGCCUCAAGUUUCCUCUCCGAACGCUAAUUCUAAAACUGUAAAUAUUGAAAAUGGACUAACCAUGGAAGAUAAAUUCAGAUUAAUUCAGCAACAGGAAACACAUCAAAGAUUACAGUCUCAACCUAUAUUGACUCCGAAAGCUAUAUCACAACCUGUAAAAUCGCAACCGAAGGAUUUAACUGCGACUUUGCUGAAAAACAAUCUAGAUGAGCUAAAUCUAUCUAUGUCAAAAGCGACUAUGUCACAACCGGAUUAUUUGGCUACUAAAAACACUCCAUAUAAAUAUAACGACGCAAUUAAUCUAUCGCAAUCGCAAUCACAAUCGCAAUUUUUAACGUCUCCAACGCAAGCGAUGUCGAAUAGACCAAUGAAUUGGAAUUCCAAUGGAAUGAACGUGCCAAUGAACUGGAAUUCUCCACAAUCCAUGAUGUGGAACUCUAUUAUAACCCCCCAGAAUAAUAUGAAUUUUACGACGCAACCAGAAAUUAAACCAAACUUGAACUUUUCCGCAACUUUGCAGCCUUUCAUGUCACCCACUAAUACGCAAACUAAUGCAAACAAACCAAAUUCCUCCACACAAGAUAUCAUGGAUUUGCUUAGUUAAUAGGUUAAAUUAGUGUUAAAUAAAAAUUUUAAAUUAUCGAUAAAAUGAUAGACAACUACAUUGUUAGAGAGUAAUAUGAAAAUAUUACAAUAACUGUAAUAUAUACAUAUUCUUCUCGUCUGAUGGAAUUUCUGAUAACAUCAAAGGUGAAAGUCAUCUUUGAUAUAUAAUAAGAAAAAAUGUAAAAAAGAAACAUUUUUUAUAUUAGCACAAGCAAUCAAAGAUUGCAAUAUUAGACCAAUAUUAAAUAAUGUUUUUAUUGAAUACUUAUAUUGAGGCUGUUUCGCGUAGAGUAAUUCAACUGCAGAUCAAAUUGCAUCUUAAGAAAUCUUGAGGAAAAAGUUAUUAUCGGAGAAGAGUAUAUUUAUUUAACAUAAAACUAAUACAUUCAUAUAGUAUUUUUCAAAUAAACACUCGUCUUGAUAGUAUUCUUUUUUUGUCUCCAAUGUUUAAGAUGUUUACGAUCGGACUUUAUAUAGUCUUGUGUAAAUUGUCAGAAUAUCACAUAUUCUGUAUAUCUAUAUUUCUUAGUUUAACAUCAUUUAUCAAUGUUAUUGAUAAUUAAAAAGUUUAUAUAUGUUGUAAUUCUUCUUUGAGAUCCUCGUCAGUUGUAAUUGUAUUUCCUGUUUUAAUAUUUAUAAAUCAUUAAAUAGAUAUUUCUGAAUAUAUUUGAAGUCAACCGUGAAUAAAUAAUAUUAAAUUAAUACUGUACGCUAAAUAUGAAACUAGUUAUAAGUUACUACUACUGAAUGAAGAGUAGUAACUUCGAAUGUGAUAAUAGAGUGGAAGUCACAAUUUUUUAUACAAAAAUAUAUGUUUUUAUCGUGAUUUAAUCGCCAUACUUCCUCAUGCUUCGAUGUAUAUAUAGCUUGCUCGUGGGAUGAAAGGAAAAUUAAUGUAAAAAUUAUUUAAUAAAGGCAUUGCUCAUUCCAGUAUUGUGGACUGCCAUUUCUAUUCCAUACUUCAUGAUUUACAUUAAGAUUAUGUAUAUAUAUAUAUCAUUCUGUAAAUCUUAUUAAUACAACUGUUGUCUGCUAUUUACUUUGUUUUUAUUGUAUCACAGAAUUUAUAUAAACAUGUAAACUUUGCAGAAAAAAGUGUAUUUUGUAAUAUAUUUCUGUAUUAUUAUGAAAUAAUCAAAUGUAUGUUUUAGGCGAUUAAAUAAGGGGCGAUUAAAAUAAUUCAUUAAUUUUAUUCGAAAUUUUGUGCAUGAAAUAUAUGUCAUGUCUAUAUAUUUUAAGUUACUGUAUAAACUUCUUUCGUCGUAUAUAUGUGCUAUUGAAAUAAGUUCACAUGAAGUUGUAAAAAGAAAAGAAAGUAUAAAUUGUAUGUACACAUUUGUAAUAUUAUCCUAAAUUUAUUUGUUGUUUAUUCUGUUGUUGAGUACGAUUGUUAAUAAUUGGUGUUUAAAUCUAAUAAAAAGCUGCUUAAAAUGUUACCGCUUAUAACACUUAAA